AUGGACAGCAUUAUUAACUUCCGAGACAAUCUUGAUGAUGCCAUCUUAGAUGGUGCCAUUAACAAUGCAGAGAUGUGUGAUGUUAUGAUCUCUCUUGGAAGCACCAUGACUGUAACACCUGCCAAUUCUCUAAUAGAUACUAGUCCAAAAAUGAUGAGCCUGAUAAUAUGCAACAGGCAGGUGACAGAUUAUGAUCAUAUAUGCCAGGGAAAGGCCAGGAGGUUCUCUGAAGGUGUUAGGGUGUUUGGGGACUGUGAUACCCUCAUGAAGGAGAUAAUGCCACUAAUACUGACAAGUAAAGAACUGAGUGACUGGGAAAAUGAGCAAUCUUUGAGAUUGAAGCAAUAUAAUAGUAAACGAAAAUGAUCCGAGACAAUCUUUGAACUCCAAACAUACUCACACUACCAUACCUCCAAACUGUAGCCUGUAUCCCUUGAAAA
This is a messenger RNA of Owenia fusiformis, 440 nucleotides long. The record is from the annotation of a GenBank genome assembly. Lineage: Eukaryota; Metazoa; Annelida; Polychaeta; Sabellida; Oweniidae.